AUGGACAGAAGUGACUACGACAGUGAAGAUGAUCAGCAAAACUGGACAAUCCCUGAUACACAGGAGCAAGAAGAAGAUACCACACCUCUCUUUGAGAAUGUUUCACCUCAACCAAAAUCUAGCGAAAGAGAUUCGGUUCAUCUUCAUCAACUAUAUUACAUUGACCAAGGUGAAUGGAAUGAUUUCCAGAAUAAUCAGCAAUCAAAUCAACUCUCUCCAACAUUGGAUAAUGUAUCACCUAGCCUUGACUCUUCUCAAUACCAUCUUCAAGAUAAUCUUCUUCUAGGUAUUAAGCAAGAGCCACCAACAACAACAUUAGACAAGGCUCUUCUCAUUGGAACCUCUCUUCCUAGCUUUAUCAGAAAGAAACUUCCCAAAGAGGAGCAAGAAAAAUUUGCCAACACCCGACUGCUCAUGUUCAACAGAGAUUAUUUCUUUGCAGUGAUGGACGAGGAGAACGACGAAUUGGAUCGCUUGGUAUGCAUUGAUAAGGCUGACCUUACUCUCAAUCCAAAAGAUGAUAAUUAUUCUGUAAAGAGAAGGCGAACAUUUGCAACUUCCGAUGAUGAAGAAGAAUCGAUUGAUAGUGAGUGUGACCUGUAUGUUGAUGAGGCAGAAUCAGACGAAUCAGCAGACUAUAAAGAAUAUGAAGAAUAUGUGGAUUUUGAAGAAGAGGAUGUAGCAGAGGAAGAAAUAGAAAAACCCAAACCUGUGAAACCUAAAAGAACAAGAGCUUCAUCCUCAAAAGAAAAUAGAGUUUCAUCUUUAUCAUCCCAAAUUGCUUCAUCUUCCUCCUCCGCAGAAAACUCAUCCUCCACUGUACAUAGAGUUUCAUCAACAUCAGAUACAAUACUUGUUCACUUCUUUGCAGAUAAGAUUGAGGAAGGAAGAUACCUAUCCUCCACUAUUUAUGCUCCGUGCAGAACUAAAACAGGAGCAAAAGCAGUCAAACCAAAUGCCUAUGUAAAUAAGAGAACCACCAUCAAACAAACCGACAAGACACUGCUGCUAACAAUUAGUAAUCCAUUUGGGAAUUUAAAUAGACAUGAUUUUGAAAUUUGCAUCAUUGUGGAUGAUAGUUUCCAUGGAGAGGAAUUAAAAGUGAGGGAUCAGUUGAAUGAUAAGGAAAUGCUUGUGAAAAAAUUGAUAAAAGACCCAGAAGAAGAAGACCUACUAACAAUUGUACAUCAGAAAAAGGUUGAAGAAGGAUGGGAAAUUGGUUGUCAAGUUAGCACUUCAAAUAAUUUUGGAUGGAAAUCAAAGCACAAGUAUUACAAAUUUCUAAUUCUAUCCAACAUUCAAAAUGUCCACUCAUGUGUUUCCGAAGAAUUUAGAGUCUCUCAAAAUUGUGCUCAAAACAUGAGACAGUCCAAUAAGAAAAAGUAA
Naegleria gruberi is the source of this 1386-nucleotide messenger RNA. RefSeq lists its product as uncharacterized. Lineage: Eukaryota; Heterolobosea; Eutetramitea; Acrasida; Naegleriidae. The transcript is spliced from 2 exons. The record is from RefSeq and is a predicted model, not a curated record. Bases 1 to 1386 code for a protein of 461 amino acids.